AUGUCUCUCCUUCAGAACGAAGACUUCGUCUUAUAUCAACUACGGACCGCUUACCUUUCCUCGAUCAAAGACGGUGUCGGCGAACGACUAAUCAACGUCGACGCGAGUGUGCUGAACAACCCUGCAUUUCGCGCUGCUGGUUGGGUUCCCAAUGCCUCUGACAUCAAGCGCACGUACUCUCCGCCCAUCCCCACCGCCAUUACCUCGGAAUACUUCCAGGCUCCCCGAUCGGCUGGUCUGAAGUCGCCCGAAGGUUUUGGGGACGAUGAAGAGGAAGGCGGAAUGGUGACUGGAGGGGGAAGCAAUGACACGGUGGGACCUACGUUGAAUGCGAAGCGCAGGCGGAGGAAGGAGCAAUUAGAAGAGGAUGACAGCAGUGACCUCAGCGAUGAGAGCGACGAAGAUGACGAUUCGCACAGACCCGCCAAUCAGAUCAAGUUCACCAAGAUGCCACUACGCACCCGCUCUGGCUCUUCACCCAUACCUGGCUCCGCUCUGCGAAGAGAACUCGCCGAAGUUGGACAAGGACCCUCACUUUUGGUCACAUCUCCGUCACGGCCACGCGAACCCAUGCUGCGUAGAGCAUCCCUGGGUACGGUGGAAACAUCAAAAGCAAGACCACGAAGAGACACCAUUACCGGCAGUGAGAUGUCCUCUGAGAAUGAAUUUGACAGCUCAUCCUUCAAGAAAAGACGGGUCAAUCCUCGAAAAGCUGCCGGUGCAAAUCAGUUGCUUUCGCAACGGAUAGAAGAGGACGGAGAAGAAGCUGGUAAAACACGCGCACGACUGGAAGCCUUGAACGAAGAAGGCAACGAGUCUGACGAUUCUCUAACAUCCGAGUUUUCUGGUUCUGACGACAGUGCUUCUCUUAUAGGUGCAGGCGACCCCUUGGACUCGUCUCCAGCUGGAGGACAUCUUCCCACCAUGCCGGGCAUGACCCCCUUCCAAAGCUCACCAAAGAAGAGAAAGGAAUCAAUCCUGCCAACUCUCCAAGCUCUCCCCCCACCGCGCCCGAUUAGUUUCGUGCUGCCAGUGAGCGCCUUGACUCAGGCUCUCCGGGCCAAGGAACAGAAGCCAUCGAAUCCACUGCAACGCUUUGCCAUGUGGAAUGCAGCUAGUGAAGCCCAGCAAAAUCCUCUAUAUAUCAAGUUGUACUGCCCAUUCUCUGCAAAGCCCUCGAAACCCAUUGAGCUUCUCAUCAGGAAGUUCAAUGAUAAAGGCGAAGGACCUUCUGUGGCUGAAGCCAUCGGAUACGCCCUGCAUCGAUAUCAAGAGGAGAAGCUAGAGCCGCCACUAACUCCCGAACAGAUUAAUGUAAACCGCUGGGUCAUGCGCAUGUAUGACGAUGGCGAAGUCGACGACGAGUUUCCACCUCUCACAAGAAACAAGUCGUUGAAGGACUUUGCAUCCAACAAUGCUCGUGGAAUGAGACCUCGUGCACGAGAAAAGCCAUGGGAUGAGUUCGCGCUUGUCGAGGCCACUCAACGAGAGUUUGUCGAGAACGAGAAGCUUACGCCAAUCUACAGCGAAGAAGCAGCCAGUGCGGCCGUGUCACAAGACGGGCCUACCGAAAAGGAAGAGAAGAAACCCGUGAAACCCCUUCCCAGUCGUGCGAAGAGUUUUAGAAAUCCGAUUACUGGGCCCUCGUUCGCGCCAACGGCGACGCGUAAAGACACAAGCAACCUCGCCGACGUUCCAAAGGUGCCCCAAUCGCAUGCUGCAAGUCGUACUGGAGCCCCAAGGACGGUCAAUAUACAUUACACCGACGAAAACUUUCACACCAAACACUUUUCACUACCUUGCACGACUGAUACGUACAUUGCUGAUCUGUUCGACCAAGUCUGCCACGACUUACGGCUCGAUAAAGCACUCUACAUCCUCAAGGUAUCCGGUAGCACCACCGUAGCGCCACCAGAUCGUACGGUAGAAGCACUGGAUACGCGCAUGGAUCUUGAUCUGGUGCGUCGCCGGUACGUCGGUGAUGGGGUAUUUGGCCUGGCUGGAUCACCAGGCUCAUCAUCACCCAACGCCCCACUCAUCAUCAGCACGGGAGGAGCGCCAAAGAAGACAAAGAAGGGUGAUCGUACCGCUGCUGCUGUCUCCGGCCAAGGCCUAAUCCACCCACUCGCAAGGACCGGCGAUUCAGGCGCCUUAUCUCUCACAGCAACAAACUACUACCGCCGCUACCUCGUUCUACGCAAACAACCAAUGUCAUUUGCUUCCUCAACAUCCCGUAUCCUCGCUCUCGACAACGAGUAUAUGCAUAUCAUGCCCGGUGAGUCCAAAACCGGUGCUCGUGGUGGCUUUGGUGUCGAGGGCCAGGGAAAAACCACAACCGUGCAUUUUAGCAGUGUCAUUGGCAGCAAGGUUAGCAAGAAGCACCCGAAGAUGUUCCGCGUUAUCGUCUUCAAGGAGAGGGAGACGAAGCGAUAUGAUUUUGAGGCGCAGGCUACGAAUGAGGCGGUUGAAAUCGUAAGGGAGAUUAAAAGGGGGGUGGAGAGGUUCCAGGAGGGGAUUGUCUAG
This is a messenger RNA of Pyrenophora tritici-repentis Pt-1C-BFP, 2523 nucleotides long. Its product is annotated as stress activated MAP kinase interacting protein Sin1. Gene Ontology annotation, molecular function: phosphatidylinositol-4,5-bisphosphate binding. NCBI's taxonomy places the organism in Eukaryota, Fungi, Ascomycota, Dothideomycetes, Pleosporales, Pleosporaceae. Gene Ontology annotation, biological process: TORC2 signaling. Gene Ontology annotation, cellular component: cytoplasm; plasma membrane; TORC2 complex. The record is from RefSeq and is a predicted model, not a curated record.